Messenger RNA from Pieris macdunnoughi, 897 nucleotides. The record is from the annotation of a GenBank genome assembly. NCBI's taxonomy places the organism in Eukaryota, Metazoa, Arthropoda, Insecta, Lepidoptera, Pieridae.
AUGGUGUUUUUCGUGAUAUUUCUGAUAGUACUAGUAUGCCACCAGUCGCUCUGUUACCAAAAUUGGAAUCCCAGAGGCAACUCAGGUAGCAACCACGACUUCGACUCAGAUUAUAAUAAUAGAGUUGUCUUCCCGGACACUGACGAUGAUUAUUAUCCAACUUGGUGGCAGCAGAGUACAACCCGUAGACCAAUUCCCACAAAUAACUUUCAGUCUUGCGUGUCCUCGUGUCCUGUGACGCCUUACAACCCCGUUUGUGGCACCGAUGAUGUCACGUAUCAGAAUAUUGAUCGUCUUAAAUGUGUUGCUCGGUGCGGACAUAACAUUCAAGUCAAGAAGUGGUCAGCGUGUGAAACAAAAGAAGAUUCUAGAAGCAACCUCCAAAGUUGUAUCAAAAAAUGUCCCACUACCCCAGAGUAUUUGCCCGUGUGUGGGACCGACAAUGUAACCUACAAUAAUAUUGGGAGACUGUACUGUGCACAAAACUGUGGCGCCCGUGUACAACUGAAAAGGAGUGCGCCUUGUCCUCGAGAUGAUACAACUACUACGGAACGAAGUGUAGACUUUAUUAGGAAAUGUAUAUCAGAUUGUCCAAGCACAACCGAGUACAACCCAGUGUGUGGGUCUGAUGGUGUCACCUACUCAAAUAUGGGGAAACUUCAAUGUGUGCAAGGAUGUGGUGUUGAUGUAACAGUAAGGAGCCAUACAUCCUGUUUCCUCCUAAACACGACACCAGCGCCACAGACCACAACGAUCAACGUGCCUUUUCCAAGUAUGACCACUCCACCCACAGACUUCAUAAUUCCACAGGAUUUGCUUGACCAGGUCUUCAAUAAUCCUCUAGCUCACGAUAACGACGAAGUACCCAAAAUAGAUCCAAGAUUUGAUAUACAUUGA